Staurois parvus is the source of this 287-nucleotide messenger RNA. NCBI's taxonomy places the organism in Eukaryota, Metazoa, Chordata, Amphibia, Anura, Ranidae. The record is from the annotation of a GenBank genome assembly.
CGUGUAGUAAUUAUAUCCAGGUGGGACAUCCAGCCGUCCAGCAGCAAACUAUGUCUAUAGGAUCAGGAAGUAGAGUCCAGGAUGUGCCUGUGCAUGAAAAAUGAAUCUUGGAGAGCAGAGUCAUAUGUAGCAGGUGAAGGGGGGGCGGUAAUGCAUUUCGGAGUAUGCUCAAUACAUUCCUUCAGACCCUUCAGAGGCACAUCCUGGACUCUACUUCCUGAUCCUAUAGACAUAGUUUGCUGCUGACCGGCUGGAUGUCCCACCUGGAUCUAAUCACUACAAGAUGA